This is a messenger RNA of Cuculus canorus (common cuckoo), 3657 nucleotides long. It is a transcript of the gene SLC35E3, whose product is annotated as solute carrier family 35 member E3. Gene Ontology annotation, cellular component: Golgi apparatus. Bases 77 to 1006 code for a protein of 309 amino acids. Lineage: Eukaryota; Metazoa; Chordata; Aves; Cuculiformes; Cuculidae. Gene Ontology annotation, molecular function: antiporter activity; nucleotide-sugar transmembrane transporter activity. The transcript has 5 exons. The record is from RefSeq and is a predicted model, not a curated record.
AGGGGCGGGGCAGCGCCGGAGGGACCCGUGUGGCGGGUCCCGUGUGGUGGCGGGCGGUCUCGGCCCCGUCCCCGCGAUGGGGUGGCUGCCGGCGCAGGGCCGCCUGGCGGCGGGGCUGCUGGUGAACCUGGGCGCCUCCAUCUGCAUUGUGUUCCUGAACAAGUGGCUGUACGUGCGGCUGGGCUUCCCCAACCUCAGCCUGACGCUGGUGCACUUCGCCAUCACCUGGCUCGGGCUCUACGCCUGCCAGGCGCUCGGCGCCUUCUCCCCCAAGAGCCUGCGGCCAUCCCAGGUGCUGCCCCUGGCCCUCAGCUUCUGCGGCUUCGUCGUCUUCACCAACCUGUCCCUGCAGAGCAACACCAUCGGCACCUACCAGCUGGCCAAGGCCAUGACCACGCCGGUCAUCGUGGUCAUCCAGAGUGUGGCCUACGGCAAGACCUUCCCUCUCCGCAUCAAGCUGACCCUGGUCCCCAUCACGCUCGGCGUCUUCCUCAACUCCUACUACGAUGUCAAGUUCAACCUCCUCGGAAUGGUGUUCGCCACCCUGGGCGUCCUGGUGACCUCCCUCUACCAAGUGUGGGUAGGAGCUAAGCAGCACGAAUUGCAGGUAAACUCUAUGCAGUUGCUCUACUAUCAGGCACCAAUGUCCUCGGCUAUGUUGUUGUUCAUCAUACCGUUCUUUGAGCCAGUCUUUGGAGAAGGGGGAAUAUUUGGGCCCUGGACGCUUUCUGCUGUGAUAAUGGUACUGCUGUCUGGCAUAAUAGCCUUUAUGGUAAACUUGUCCAUUUACUGGAUCAUUGGAAAUACAUCACCUGUCACGUAUAACAUGUUUGGACAUUUCAAGUUCUGCAUCACCCUGCUGGGAGGGUGCCUCUUAUUUAAGGAUCCACUCUCUGUGAACCAAGGCCUUGGGAUUCUUUGCACAUUGUUGGGCAUUUUAGCUUACACUCACUUCAAGCUUAAUGAGCAGGAAAGCAGUAAGAGUAAAUUGGUUCAGCGUCCAUAAAGCAAGGGUUUCUGGAAAUUAAUAAUAUUGUGAAGGAAAACAAGUAUUUAAAUAUGCAUUGAUUCUAGAUGCACAAAACACCCUCUUUCAUUUAGAUCUCUGGUUUUAGUUUAUUAACUUCCAGGAUUGUUAUUCUGUAACUAAACCAAAUGAACUGAAUUAUGUAAAAUGCUGGGGUUUUGCCAUCUCAGUCUGUCCUAUUGUUUUCAUUAAAUUUAAAUGGCAACUUAAAAGAGAAAAAGGCACUUCAUAUGGCUGUGGAAAUUAUACUGAAGUCAUUACAAUUUUUUUUGCAUACUAAAUAAGAUUAUGAUGGCUACAGCUAUAAGACAGAGAGAGAGAAAGAAAAGGAAUCACAUCUUUGUGAUAAUGCCAGCAUUACUGUUUUGAAGAAACCUGGAGGCAUUUUUAUGCAGAUAUUCUGGUAUGUAGUGAUGCUUCCUCCUUUUUGUCUGGUGGACAAUGGAGAGAUAGUAUCAUAGAAUGAUUUCGGUUGGAAGGGACAUUAAAGACCAGUUCCGACCCCCCUGCUGUGGGCAGGGACAUGUUUCACCAGAUCAGGUGGCUCAAGGCCCCAUCCAACCUGGCCUUGGACACCUCCAGAGAGGAGGCAGCCACAACUUUCAUGGACAGCCGGUGCCAGUGUCUGACCACUCUCUUCGUGAAGAAUUUCUUCCUAAUGUCUAAUCUAAAUCUUUCCUCUUUCAAUUUAAAGCCAUUCCCCCUCUUCGUGUCACUACAUGCGGUUGUAAAAAGUCCCUCUGCAGCUUUCCUGUAGGCCCCUCUCACGUACUGGAAGGCCACUGUAAGAUCAUCCCAAAAGCCUUAUUAGUUUUAAGAAGAGGCACCAAGCUCAUUCCUGUGUUUUCUGUGCUUUCUUAUAUGUGUUUGGCUUCAACGCAUUGAUAAAUUUUGGCUGAAGAAAGUAGACAAAAUUACAAGUGAAGAGAAACUAGAGGAGACAUUGGAACGCUUGAAGCUACAGGCCAAGCUAUAGAAAAGUAGGAAAUCUUAUCUAAACAGUUCAUCUGAAAUUUUUCUUUUGUUGUGUCAGGACAUUAAUGAAGCCAUUCGUGUUUUGGAAAAUUACGUUGCUGCUUUAUAAUUUCUUCGAUGCCAAAACUAAGGCUUUACAUGAGGUACUGUAAAUAGUCAUGAGUCUGAUAAAAUCUCUGAUUUUGUGGUAACAGCCAAAUGUUUUGCAGCCUGUGCCUGCGGCCACCCAUGCUAAAAAUGUUUUUGAAGAAAUGUCUGGAAAGGUCACCAUCUGUAAUGGACAUGAAGGUUGGCCAGUUCUCUCUCCUGCCUUCAACCUCACCUCCCUCGCUUCCACACCUUUCCUCAAGAAUUCCCUUUGGAUCUGCAGAUCUGCCUGUUGUUGUGCCAGGGGAGGCCCAAGGGCUCUCUGGUCGCUGAUGGGUAGGCAGCAACUCCUAAACAGAUGGUCCUUGGAAACCUGUCGGAGUGACUGAAGAGCAGGAGCUGGGACCUGCUUCUGCUCUAAUUUAGGAACGCUUUGAAAAUUAUUUGAUGCCAGUAUCAAGCACUGAUUUUGACAGCAUGAAAGGAAGCUUUUAAGUUCUGUUCUUUUUAAAAAAAGAAACAAAAAGUAACUGCUUUCAGUAAAUCUGGUGAGAACAUAUGUUUGCUAGAUUAGCAGGGUUAGAAUUUAUUUGCAGUAUCUAAUCCUUACAUUUUGGGUUCUUUUUAUCUUUGUCUACCUCUAGCAGAUAUAAAGAAGGGAAUUAUGUGAAUAAAUUCAGGUGUUUUAAGUUUUACAACCACCAACAGAAACGAUACUCGGUUCCUCUAAAGCUUUUUACAAUACAGGUAAGAAGUCUUUGUGUAAGAAACAAUGCAGAUCUUCUCAAGCUUGUAAAUUAUUUAUUCUGUUUCAGAGUUUUUGAUUUGACAAAAAGUUAUUUCUCUGUGUAACCUGAGUUUACAUGGUAAUACUCUCUAUCAUUUUAGAGUUAGAAAUACCUGAAUAAUUUUACAUCUUUACCAGCUGUGUCUUAGACAUCAUGCUGGUCCAAGGGUAGGUUUUUUGUAUACUUUUUUAAUAAAUCUAUAAUUAGUUUAAAAACACAGACUGUGCUACUGAGAGAUGUAUUCAGCCAGUUGAUCUCUGGAUGCGUAUCCCUCAGUACGUACACUGAGAAAGCCAUUUGCAUUAAUUUGUGCUGUGCACAAGUUCUUCUGAAAUGUAGAUAGACUGCAAAGACUCUUACAGUUGGAAAUCAACAACCGAAUUGGAAGCCUAUAUGACAAAAACGUAUGGCAUGAGACUGAUGUAAAUAAGAAGUGGUGGAAUGGACUAAAGAGCCAUGUCUGAAAAUACAGAAGACUCCUUAAGGAGAGUAGCAGAUUUCUGAGAGAAAGUGUCAAGUAAAACGGUACAUUGUAAGUACAGUCUGUUGCUGGAGUGUAUAAGUCAUGGGGGUCACUUAAGUGACCUGAUUUGUUUUCAUACAUUCAAGGACUCUCCUUUGAGAUUUACCUGUUGUAUCUAACAAAGAAAGUAUCUUGAAAUUUCUCAUAUGGUUCAAAAUAUUAAAUCCAGAAGGCUUCUGUAAUCGUGGGAUAAAUGGAUCUUUGUAUGUAUUGUUUGAAUACCAUGUGUGGGGUGGGAAUAAAUUUUUAAUCACUUG